UAGCGCCUGCUGCCGAAAUGGGUGCGAGGAACGACGGUGCAGUGACCGCUGCUGGAAACAGUGUGGCUUUCCUAAAGCGGAAGGCACCAGCGUUAUUUCAACGGAUGAAGCAGCUAGAAGUUGUCUUGGAGAACGCUUCCCUAUUUGACCACUUCAUGCUCGUUGGCAGGCUGAAGCAAAUCGAGGAGCUGCACGGCACUUUUAAAACCGUGCACAGUGAACUCGAGAAGCUGGACUGCGACGAGAUUGGGAGUGAACUCGCCGAUGACUUUGAAGAGAUGUUUGUAACGCUCACUGGGAUCAUUCUCUCAGAGAUCACUAAGCGGUCCACUUCCGUAGCUCCGCAUCCUGCGUUUGGUCAGGAAAUCACACCGGCCCCAUUCCAAGUGGAUUCGUGCGCGAUUUUGGAGCCAAUUGGACUGGUCGACAGAAUUCAAUGCCAAUCGAAGCAUCUGUUUAUUGUUCCGGCUGUUCAUGGUGGAGCAGGGGACGAUGAAUCCUAUUCGAAGUUAGAUGGCGGCCUCGAUUGCAUCAACACAGGUGGAUUUGCGUCGGAUCUGGUUCCUGCUCAGGCUACGACCUCGCUUACAUACCUUCAAGCAUUGUGGAUUCCCUGCAAACGCCCCGUUCCGGCCGAUGUUCAUCUGAACGAGCCCCCGCUCUCUGCUGGCGGACGUAAUUCUGGGCAUCGCGCUGGACCUCGAGCUGUGCUGGGCCCAAGACCAUCCCCACAUUGCCCUAUUGGGGGAGAGCAGAAAUUGCUAAUCCCUCAGCCUAAAUUUCAGAGAGCCAUGCUAAUCUGGACACAUCACUUCCAGUGCCUGGUUUGAAUGCGCUAUUCUUCUUCGCCUCUUCUUCUGUCGCCGAGCCUCACAUUACAUGGCUCAACUUCAACCGAAUGGGUUCCGGACAACACGUUGCUUCCAUGCAUCGAAUCUACAGGUCUCGAUGGAAGGAAGAACGGCAUCAACAACAAGCUUUGCCUGCUGAACCCUGUAUGCUGUUGAAAAGGGAUGUUAAAGACCCGUGCUCUUCAACGGGGGGAGUAUGUUUGGUUACGCAGCCAAAUAAUCAGUAGAUCAUAGUCAGUGGUGCAUCAGUAGAGUAAAUAUCUAUUAUUGAUCAGCGUUUCUACUGCCCACUGCUUAACUUUGUCAUCUACAUACAUAUGUACAUAUUCAUGCUCCCGCACGGCAGCAGCCUAUUCCGCCGUUCUCUCGC
Messenger RNA from Drosophila obscura, 1221 nucleotides. RefSeq lists its product as uncharacterized. The record is from RefSeq and is a predicted model, not a curated record. The coding region runs from base 18 to 830 and encodes 270 amino acids. NCBI's taxonomy places the organism in Eukaryota, Metazoa, Arthropoda, Insecta, Diptera, Drosophilidae. The transcript is spliced from 2 exons.